GAGGCGGAGGGAAGGGAAGGGAAGGGAAAAGAAGGGAAGGGAAGAUCGGGACGGAUCCCGUUUCAUUCCCCCAAGGGCGCGGGGGGUUGGUGGGGAGAGGGAGGGCUUCGCGGAGCGGGUAGGGACCCCGGGAGCCAAUCAGCCGGGGGUCGGGGGGCAAGGGGAGCCCGGGAUGGAGGAUUUAAGGCGGGGGACGGAGCUUGUCGCCGAAACCCGGUGAAGGGCGAGCUCGGAAAAUCAUCCCCACGAGGGGAGGGAGCCGGACGGACCUCCCCACACACCCCCGUCCUCGGGAUCUGUUGAGGGGAAGGAAAAAGAAAAGGACUGCGGGGCAAAGGGAGGGUCCUGAGGGGAUGCAUUCAGAAGCGGGGAGGAUUUGUGAAGCGAAGCAGAAGGGGGAGAGUCCCUGAGGACCGGGGAGAGGGGACGGUUUUGAGGGGAUCCGAGGCGGGGCUGUAGAAGAGGGGUCUAGGAGAGAGGAGGUCUCUGAAGGAAUCUCCGAAGGCCGCAGCCAGGGGCUGAGCCUGGGACCCCCCCUCCCCGCCCCCACAACCUCAGGGCACCCUGAAGUCGCCGCCACCCCCAUGGACUGGCCCCAAGACUCCAGCCCUCCUCUCGGGGCCCCUUCCCUGUGCCGAGAGCCACUGGUCCGGUCCCCAUGGGAAACCGGUUCCCCGAAGAGGCGGCGGCUGCAGCCGGACAACCCCGGGCUGGCGCAGAGGACCGGGGGGCAACCCUCGCCUCUGGAGAAGGCCUCCCAGCGGGUCCUGGCCGUGGUGCUAGAGGACGUGUCGGUCCCCCACACGUCCAAAGGGCCGCCCCCGGAGGCGGCCCUGACCCCCCGGCGCCGCAGCGGCCGCCUGGAGUCCGACCGCCCGGAGUCCGGCCGCCCUCGGCCCCCCGACACCCAGACCGGCUCUUCCCCUUGGGAUCCUUUAACCAGCCCCCCCGAUGGGCACUCCCUCUGCCGGGAGCCGCUGUACCGAACCCCAAGGGGCGGUAGGACACCGAGAAGGCGGCGGAGACAGCUGCAGCUGGGGAGCCCCGGCCCCGGGGCGGACAGGGGCCCUUCCCCCUUGGAGAAGGCCUCCCGCCAGGUCCUGGCCGUGGUCCUGGAGGACAUCGCGACGCUCCGCCCCACAGCCGAGACCCAGGAGCUAUUUACCCUCCGGAAGGAGCCAGCGGAUUUGGGCCGCCCAACCUGUAGCAGAGUCGAUCUCCUCUCGACUCCCCACCCAUCGGUACCUUCCUCUCGGGCCCCGGCUGGAGCGUUCCUGGCGGCCUCUUCCGGGGAGCGUUCAGAUUGUAGUCCGCCAGGCCCUGGGUCAGAGUCCCCGUCCCCACCGCCCGCCAGCCUCCUGCGGCCCCGCCUGGGCCCCUGGGGCUUGGCCCCGCUCUUCCGCUCCGUCCGCUCCAAGCUGGAGAGUUUUGCCGACAUCUUCCUCACCCCCGUGAAGACCUCCCCGGCCCCCAGCGCUCCCGCUCCCCCGGCGGCGUCCCCGCCCCCGGCCGCCCCCGUGAAGCUGGAGCUGAAGAUCGCCAUCUCGGAGGCCGGGAGGGGCGAGGAGCCCGGAGGCUCUUCGGUGAGUCCCCGGCCUUCCAUCCGCCAGUGGCGGACGCGGGACCCCGGGGUCCCCGCGGCUCCCCGGCCCCCGUUGGGACGCAGCCGCUCCUGCCCGGACCUGGGGGCUCCGGGGGGGGAAGGGGACGCCUGGCCGGCCUCCCCGCCCCGGCCCGUCGGGCCCCGGCCCCGGCGGCACACGGUCGGGGGUGGGGAGCUCGCCCGGGCGCCCCCGGCCUCCCGGCCCUGUCUCCGCAAAGAAGUCUUUCCCCUCGGGGGACCGGGCUCCGCUCCCACUAUCACCGCUGCCGUCUGCGCCUGCGUUCCUUCCGCCGCUUCCACCACCUCCUCCUUCCCCGACCCGCCUCAACCCAGGGCUGGCUCCCCGCAGGGGGAGGAACACCCGACCCCAGAGGACAUGGGGCUCUCCGACUCCGAGACCAAGGCUAUGGGGAAGGUCUCCCGGUUCCGGAUCCGGCGGACCCUGGCCCGGGCUCAGCCGAGCCUCACCCCAAUGGGGUUACCCCGACCGGUCAGGUUGAACAAGAAGGAGUUCAGCCUGGAGGAGAUUUACACCAACAAGAAUUACCGGUCCCCCACAGCCAAACGGUCCUUCGAGACGAUCUUUGAGGAGCCUCGAGAACGGAACGGAUCGCUGGUGUUCACGAGCUCCCGGAAGCUGCGGAGGGCAGUGGAGUUCCGAGACAGCAGCCUCCCCCGACCCCGCCGGCCUUCCCGGGGGGUCCGCCCCGCCCCGGGCCGGGGCCCCACCUCCCCUCCGGCCCCCGGACUCGAUCUGGAAUCCUUGCUGCAGCAGCGGCUGAAAGAGCUGGACGACUUGCUGCUGCGAGAGGAUGGGGAUGCCGUCCAGGGCUGAACGCCACCGUCCACCCUCCCGGUCUUCGGGAGGACCGCCGCCGCCGUCCGCCCUCCCCGCGUCCAGGAGGACAAAACGCCACCGUCGGCACUCCCGGUCCCCGGAAGGCGAACGCCACCGUCCACCCCCCCGGUCUCCGGGAGGACAACGCCACCGUCCGCACUCCCGGUCUCUGGAAGUCAGGCGCCACCGUCCGCCCUCCGGGCCUCCGGGAGGACAAACGCCACCGUCCGCGGUCUCCGGAAGACGGACGCCACCGACCACCCUCCCGGUCUCCGGGGGAACGGAAACCACUCUCUCCCCUCCCACUCUCCGGGAAGACUGGGAGGACGGAUGCCGCCGUCCACCCAGCCUCCGGGAGGACGACGGCUAGCGUCCAGCCUCCCGGAGGACCGCCGCCGCCGUCCACCCUCCCAGUCCCCCGGAAGGAAACCCCCUCCCUCCCCCUCCGCCCCCCACGCAGCCCAAGGCCAGUGGGGUAUCAUUUUCUGAUUCUCUAUAUUUCUAAUAAAGUUUUGGAUAUGCUUCUCGUC
Molecule: messenger RNA, 2971 nt
Organism: Ornithorhynchus anatinus (platypus)
Lineage: Eukaryota; Metazoa; Chordata; Mammalia; Monotremata; Ornithorhynchidae
Gene: PRR14
Product: proline rich 14
Exons: 12
Coding region: 585-2438 (617 amino acids)
Cellular component (GO): nucleoplasm
Source: RefSeq, a predicted model, not a curated record